AGUGCCGACGCCGACAGAGGGCGGCGGGACACUCGCGACGCUGCGGGGAAGAUGACAGGUGGUGAUGGACCGAAGCCUGACCUGCGGCGCAGCUCUGACAGCAAGCCGCUAUCAUGGACAGAGAGAGUCGAGGCCUGGCGACCUCGGUGCCCGGGCCCGUUCUCCCUCCGCCACCGCCUGCCGCUCCUGCUUUGGCUGCCCCAGUACGGCGGGGGUCGGCUGCUGCGGGACACGCUAGCCGGCGUCACCGUGGCGCUGAUGGCCGUGCCGCAGGGCAUAGCUUACGGUCAGCUGGCCGGCCUGCCGCCCCAGUUCGGCCUGUACGCCUGCCUGCUGCCCGGCCUGUGUUACGCGCUGCUGGGGACGACUGACGCCGUCAGCAUCGGCCCUACGGCCGUCAUGUCGCUGCUGACGGCCGAGUUCGCCGGCGGCGACCCGCAGCUGUCCGUGCUGUUGGCCUUCUUCACCGGAGUCGUGGUGCUGACGGCAGGACUCGUCAGGCUGGGGUUUUUGGUGGACUUUUUCUCCGUUCCCGUCGUCUCUGGUUUUGUGUCAGCGGCUUCAAUCACCAUUUGUUCCACGCAACUCAAGGGACUGCUUGGAAUCAAAGGAUCGUCGGGCAAGACCAUGAUUGGAACGCUGCGACAUGUCGCCGGCCACAUUGACGAGACCAACCUGUGGGACCUUCUGCUCGGCACAACAUGCAUCCUGCUGCUGCUCGGGCUCAGGUGGCUGGGCCAGCGCGCGGGCAGCAGCACGGUGCCGGUGGGGUUCCCGGCGCCGCAGCCGCCGCCGUUCGCGCUGCUGGCGGUGAACGGCACGCGCGAAGGGGCCGGCCUGCUGCAGCUGACCCGCCAGCUGGGGCUCGGCCUGCUGGUGGUGCCGCUCGUGUCCGUCAUCGAGUGUAUGGCCAUCGCCAAGGCGUUCGCGGCGCAGGGACGCGCACAGGACUCCUCGCAGGAGCUGGUGGCGCUUGGCGUGUGUAACCUGGUCGGCUCGUUUUUCUCGUCGUACACCGUCACCGGCUCGUUUUCGCGAACGGCGCUUAACCACGCGUCCGGCGUCGCCACGCCCAUGGCUGGGGUCGUCACGUGCGUACUGGUGGUGGUGGCGCUGGCCGCGCUGACGCCCUACUUCCGCUUCAUCCCGACGGCAAGCCUGUCGGCCGUCAUCAUCUGCGCCGUCGUCUUCAUGGUCGAGUGGAGGAUGGUGCCCACACUGUGGCGCUGUCGCAAGCCGGACCUGGUGCCGCUGCUGGUAACGUUCCUGGUCGGCCUGCUCUGGCGCCUGGAGUACGGCAUCCUGCUGGGCACCGGCGUCAGUCUCCUGCUCCUGCUGCACCGGUCGGCCCGGCCGAAGAUCGUCGUCACCACCAAAUGGACGCCGGCUGGUGGCCAGCCGUACUUGCUGGUGACACCCGAGUGCGGACUUCACUACCCGGCCGCCGAGAACCUCCGCGACCGCAUCCUGGCGGCGGCUCGCGGAAGCUUCCCUGCGCCGGACCGGCCGGCAGAGGGCGAGGCGGCCGUCAGCUGCGCUCCGGAGGUGACCCGGCUGUGCCCCGCGGACACUGGCCGAGCAGGGGUCACGGAGGGCGAGGUCAAGGUCACGCGUCUGGCCGGAGAAGGUGCAGGCGACGGAUGGACGGCACUAGAUAGUGAAGCGAACGGCCUAUCGGAUGGACAGGCUGGGGAGUACAGCAAGACUGAGGAAAGUUCCCUACCAGUGGUUCUCAACUGUCGCAACAUACGCUACACAGACUUCACGGCAGCCAAGAGCGUGGCCGCCGCCGGCCGGAGCCUAGAGCAGACCGGCGCCGGACCCCUGCUCCUGCUGGAGGCAAAGCCGUCGGUGCUUGCCGUAUGGACAGCUGUCGAUCCGGAGGCGUUCUUCAUCUGCUGCUCGGAAGCCGCCGCCGCCCAGCGCGUGGACGACGAAGCGAGGAGGCGGUUUGCAGACGAAGGUCUUAUGCAUUGUGGUCGGGUUAUUUGA
Molecule: messenger RNA, 1992 nt
Organism: Pollicipes pollicipes
Lineage: Eukaryota; Metazoa; Arthropoda; Thecostraca; Pollicipedomorpha; Pollicipedidae
Product: sodium-independent sulfate anion transporter
Exons: 14
Coding region: 52-1992 (646 amino acids)
Biological process (GO): transmembrane transport
Cellular component (GO): membrane
Source: RefSeq, a predicted model, not a curated record